GAUCAUUACACAAAAUGGCUACUUUCUAAUUUACCAUAGUUUGUUUUGUUGUGCGUUCUGUAUUUUGUUGAAAACGAUAAAUUAUCUGGAAUGUUUGAACAACAUUAAUUCAUUGUUAAUAUGAAGUGAAUCAAUUGCCAAUAAAGAGAGAUUCGCUGGGCGAAUCAAUUUGUCAGAUGAAUAGUGAAAAAAUCACUAGCUUUAAUAUGAUGCACUACACGCCUUGGCCACAGCAGCAAAUAAUAAUGGACAACCAACGUUAUUAUGCUCAAUAUAUGGAAGAAUUGUCCCACUAUCAUCAUCACCAUCAUCAUCAUCGACCUGAUCCAAUAGAUGAGAACAGUGAACAAACGGGAGAUGAAAUGCACGAUACAAUGACAUCGGCUACAUCAUGUGAUCGUAGUUCAAGCGCUGAUCUCUUUAGACUUGAAUUUGCUGCCACACAAUGGUCCAAACUCGUCUCAAAUGCUGAAGGUCUUUUUAAUAAACUUAUUGUAAGUAAUAUUUUACCUCAUAAUGAACAAGAUCAAAUAGAACAAUGGCUUUGCAUGAAACAAGAAUACGAGGAAUGUAUCACAAGCGAUGAUACAGCGAGCUUUCAAGGAUUUGCUGACAAUGCAAGAAGAUCCUUGGAAAUAAUUGAAGAAGUCACGGAGACUGAUGAGAAAACCGAUGAAUCUGGAAAUCGUAUGGAUUAUCGAGAUAGAUCGGAAACAUGUUCAGAAACGGAAAGUGAAAUAUCUGAAGAAGAAGAGGACGACGAAGACGACGAUGAUGAUGAUGAUGAUGAUGUUGAAGACGAUGAAGACGAAGACGACGAGGAGGAAGAUUUAAGUGAUACUAAUUCUGAGAAUCCAGAUUUUAUCGAAAGACUCGAUGAAUGUAUAAAUAAAUUUAUAAUUGAAACAGAUGGCGUUAUUGAUUUAAAUAGAGAAGAAUUCCAAGAGAUUGGUACUCCAAUUCCACAAAUAUCAAGAAAUAAUAAUGAUUCAAGUCCAAUAAUGAAAGCACCGCCUAAGAGAAAUCCAAAUAUGAGACGAAAUUCAAUGCUACCUGGUUCGGAAAUGUGUAAUGGAUUAUUGGCAUUCAAUGAUAAUUUCAAACUUACUCAAGGUCAAAAUAUUCAAACUGACUCGUCAAGUAGUUUUAAUCUUUCGAAAAUUUCUGAAACAACACAAAGUUGCAAUGAAUUGGAAUCACGUAAUAUCAAUACUGAAAUUGCCAUAAUUGCCCAAUCGGAAAAUUCACCAAAUUUAUUUAUGGAUGUACUUUUAAAUUCCGAUACGCCAGGACCAAUAAAAGAAUUAAAAGCCCUAACUAAAAAUAAUAAAGCGAAACAAAAGGAAGUAUUAAAAAUUCAAUCGGAUCUUGAGGGUGCACACAAAAGAAUUGAGGAAUUACAAUCGACAAUUGAAAUAAAAGAACGUUUUAUUGCUGAAAUGAUAAAAAAUUCCGAUACACGAUCAAGUGCAAAGCAAAGAUUUCAUCGUAAACGUACUAAAUUGAAGGAGGAAUAUUAUAAUACAAGAACACAAUUGGCACACGCUGAAAGUGCAUUUACAAAUAAUGAAACUGGCGAGAGAUCAACUUAUAAAAAUGAAAUUGAACUUUAUCGAAAUAUGGCAUUUCAUUAUGAAAAGAAAUUAAUGGAUAUUGAAAUUAUACGACAAAUUGCUGGUGAUUCGGCGAAAAAAGUUCGUAAACUUGAAAAUUCUCUUAGCUCAUCGAAAAAACAAAUGGAGGAAUUAACACGACAAUUGAAAAAAGAAGAACUUUUGAAAAAACAAUUGGAAGACGAAGUGGCUGAGGAUCAAAAGAAAAUUCGUGAUCUAGAAGAGAAAUAUAAUUUAACAGCGUCAAAAUUAAAAGAAAUACAAUCUGAAAGUGAAGAUGAAAGAGCAAAAUCAAGAAGUGAAAGUUCAAAAAAAAAUUUACUUGACGUCAGCGAUAGAAUAUCACAUCUUGAUCAAGUUUUAAAGAAAAAAUCCAUGGAUCUUGAUAAAACAGCCGACACUGAUGAGAGAAAAGCAUUGAGACUUGAAAUUCAAAAUUUUCGUGAUACACGCGAUCGUUUAAUUGAUGAAAAAACACGUACCACAGUUGAUGAACGAAAUUUACUUGAAUACGAUGAGACAAUUGAAGUUAUUGACACUGUGAUUGAACAUAAAAAUGAAAUGAUAUGCGGUCGAAAAUAUUUCGAUGAAGAUCCAAAGGGAAAUAAAUUUUUGGAAAAUUUGGAAAAAUUAACCGAUGGUGAAAUGAAAAAUCUCUUUCACACUUAUUUCACCAAAGUGAUUGAUUUAAAGCAAAAUCUUCAAUCAUUGGAAAAUGAAAAUAAUUAUUUAAAAUAUCAAUAUCAACGUGUUUACAAUGGUUUAAAGCAAAAUGAAAUUGAAGCUGAAAAAAGAGAUGUUUUAAUGCAAGAGAAAUAUCAACGACAAAUGAAUUUAAUGCUUAAACAAUUUGCGGAGAAUUCAAGUAGUUCGGGACAUGAGAAAAUGGAUAAUGAUUCGGAAAUUGCAAGAUAUAGGAAGGAAAUUCGAAUAUUGAAAAAACGAUUACAAGAUGUUGAGACUCAUUAUAAAGAGCCUCCUACCAAAGUAACAAGAGAGAAGAAUAAAUUGAUCAUACAAAAAACGACUGAUUCUGACAAAAGAAAAAAGUGAGUUCUACAAUAUAAUAGAUAGAUAAAUUCUUUUUGUUUUUCUUUUAGAGAAAAAUAUAUUUUAAUUAACUUUCUUUUUGAAGAAAAGUUUAUAUAUUUUAUGGUUGGAGAUAUCUGUGAUAAAAGAGUAAACUCAAUUUCUGAGAUUUCUUUCAAUAUAUAGGUAUAUAUAUAUUUUUUUUUUCAAGUACAAGUAUUUUAUUGUACUUUUCAUUGCUGUGUGUACUGUUAAGGAUUAGUUUUCUGAAAUUGAUAAUUGCAAUAUUUAUAUUCCAGAUGUAGAAAUUAUAAUAAUUCAGUAAAAACAAUUAUUUCAACUUUUUUUUUUAAAUGCGAAUUUAUUUAACUUUUACAGUGAAAAAAAGGAUUAAUUGACUUUUUUUUUAAUUACCCUACAGUUCUGAAUGUUCAAAUGAACGAAAUAAUUUUUUUGGUCAAUUUUUUAAAAUUCUCUAAAUUAUUUUUAAUAAUUUUAAUGAAAUUCUUCACAAAUUCAAUUAUCUUCAAUUAUUUUUAAUGAUUUUUAUAAUAUUCUUCGAAUAUUCAAUUAUCUGUAAGCAUUUUUCAAUUCAAAACUUU
Leptopilina boulardi is the source of this 3244-nucleotide messenger RNA. RefSeq names its product kinesin-like protein costa (gene cos). The record is from RefSeq and is a predicted model, not a curated record. Lineage: Eukaryota; Metazoa; Arthropoda; Insecta; Hymenoptera; Figitidae. The coding region runs from base 177 to 2666 and encodes 829 amino acids. The transcript is spliced from 2 exons.